Molecule: messenger RNA, 1383 nt
Organism: Ornithodoros turicata
Lineage: Eukaryota; Metazoa; Arthropoda; Arachnida; Ixodida; Argasidae
Exons: 3
Coding region: 279-1193 (304 amino acids)
Source: RefSeq, a predicted model, not a curated record
CCUGUCGUCGCGGGAACGACGUCGUCAACAGACGCAAAGAGUGGGUUCGUGUCGUAAAGAUAGGCAAGAAAAUCAGCAGUGCAAUGACGGUAUGAUCCUUGCACUUCAAGAGGGAAGAUUACAUCCUCCCAGACGCCCCAAGCCAAAAGAGGAGGUUGAAGAAGGGCACUGUGCCCUCACAAAACCUGCCUCUACGAUCAACAGACGACAGAGAAAAGUUACGGAGAGCCGAGCAUCUGUGCAAAGAACGGACAGAGCGACAGGAGAACAGGUCGACCAUGCAGACCGCAUACCACGAAUGUGCACGUCAGAAUCUCGUCAGCGAGGCAUGUACACAGGACCAGACACAAGAUUCAGAAGUUGUAGACGACACAAGACCAGAGAUUAUCGAGCCAGACCCUGAAGUCGAACGACUCCUUUCAAGCUGUGUCAGUCAAACAUCACGUUACCAAAACAGUGACAAGUGUGUGCAAGUAACAAGCGGGGACUUCGGCUUUCAUUUCACAACAAUUGUCAAUUCAAAGAAUGUGAAAACAUUCACUGGAAUCCUUACAUUUCACCUGCUCUUAACGCUGGAAAAGUUGAUGGAAAAGAAGCUACCGUGCUCAUCAAAAGACUCCAUGAGCACACGUGAUAAGAUCGUAAUGACAAUGAUGAUACUGAAGCAUAUGGUGUCCUUCGAGUUCGUCUCACAUCUCUUUGGAAUUUGUCCGACAACAUGCAGCAACAUUUUCAGGACCACAGUCAAGGCUUUGUCUGCUAUCCUAAAUUGUGCAAUAAUGUGGCCCACAAAGGAGGAGGUGCUUCACAACCUUCCAGAAUGCUUCAGGAGGUUCUCCCAUGUUAGAGUUGUAGUAGACUGUACAGAAAUUCAGGUCGGUGUACCAAGGUGCUUGCAGUGCAGGCUCAACACCUAUUCGCACUACAAGAAGAUGAACACAUUCAAAUACAUGGUUGGUGUCUCACCAGGAGGACUACUCACGUACGUCAGUAAAGGCUAUGGAAGCCGUGCUUCGGACAAAACGAUAUUUGAACAGAGUGGGUUAGUAGACAUGCUUCUACCUGGCAUUGACCACGUAAUGGCUGAUAAAGGGUUUCUGAUAGAUGAUAUAUGUGAAAGCAGGUUGAUAACUGUAGGGAGGCCACCAUUCUUACGUGCAAAAAAAAACAGUUCAGCAAAGGAGAGGCACUAAGGACGAAGGAAAUAGCAACUGCAAGAGUGCAUGUGGAACGGGCGAUACAACGAGUAAAGCUUUUCAAGUUCAUGCCCAAGGUGCCCUGGCAUUUGACGCCAUUAGCUGAUGACGUUAUGAAGAUUGCUGUGGGUUUGACAAACCUAUCUGCCCCUAUUCUUGCUGAUCAAAGCUUUACGUAGGGGUGGGG